Molecule: messenger RNA, 774 nt
Organism: Hepatospora eriocheir
Lineage: Eukaryota; Fungi; Microsporidia; Hepatosporidae
Source: the annotation of a GenBank genome assembly
AUGGCAUCAAACAAUGAAGAAAAUAACAUUGAAAGUGAAGAAAGUUAUUUGAAAGAGUUAAUAGAAACUUAUAAAAUUCAAAGAAAUUUAACAAGGAAUUGCAUUAAUUUAUAUAUUUUUCUUAAAAUUAAAAAAUUUGAAAAAAUAAUCGUUAAAAAGACUGACUUUGAAAAAUUAAUCAAUUAUGUUCCAUGUAAAGAUUUGUUUACACUUAAAAAUGAAAUUUAUUAUUCUGAAAAUUUCAUUCAAAGAUUUAAAGAUAAUAUAUUAAAUAUGAAUUUGAUUUACUUAAAAAUUAAAGAAGAAUUAAGUAAAAUAUUACUAUUAAAGUAUAAUAAAAAAUUAACAGAAGAUGGUUCUAAGACUUCAGAAUUAAUGUUUUUGGAACAUAUAAUUAAUAUUGAGAUAUCUAAAAAUGAAAUCUUUCCUUUAUUCAAUGAUAUAAAAACAAUCUUGCUUGGUGUUUCUGAUCUAAGAUUAUUUAAUUUUAUUUUAAAAACAAUGAAAUCUGUUGAAUUUACUGAAUUCUUAGAUACAUUUGAUUUUAAUGAAACAAGAUUUUCAAGAACAGAAUUUUAUGAUUUUAGAAAGCAAUUUUUACUUAAAUCUUAUGAUUCAACUAAGAAUGAAAAAUUUUUAUUUUAUAAAAAACUUAUUUAUUUGUUUUUAAAAAAUAAUAUAAAUGAAGGUGAUAUUAGAAAAACUUUUAAAUUCUUUUUAGAUUUCUUCAAGGUUAAAAAAAGGUUUGAAAGUGUUUUUAAAGAAAAUCAAUAA